AUGCUUGCAGACAGGCAUCACACGCUACGCGGCACGGCAACCUCACACGCAGGAUUCGAGAAGAAGCUUACCGCUUGUGUUAAUGCCCUCGCCUCCAGCUGCGCCCAUGUGUUCGGGCCCUCCGAUGAAACCACCGGAACGUCGGAUAUGCGAGGCUAUGGUAGACUACAGAUCAGUCGCACAAGCAAAGAAGCGAGAAUCCCAGAGAUAACAGGCGCCGUUGGCGCCCGUAAAGGACCACGAGAGCCUACGAACGGCCUGGACGAAAUAAAGAGCUCCACAGUUUUCUCGUAUCACAGCGAACUCGGCAGGAUCGAUUUGGUAGCGAUAGACGCCGAGGCUGAUUCAAAAUGA
Pyrenophora tritici-repentis Pt-1C-BFP is the source of this 354-nucleotide messenger RNA. The record is from RefSeq and is a predicted model, not a curated record. NCBI's taxonomy places the organism in Eukaryota, Fungi, Ascomycota, Dothideomycetes, Pleosporales, Pleosporaceae.